CCCCCAUGACAUGCGUUCCUUUUAUUCUAUUUCUAACCUGAACGGACCCAUUAUUCUCAACUAGCAGUUUAUUCACCAUGGCAGAAGAUGGUGAAAAUAUUCCUAUGUCGUCACAUUAUUGGCUAUGGAAGAAAAAAAGGAAUUCUAUCUUCCCUGCAGUGGAAAGCAAAAGUGAAAGCAAAACAGGGGCCUGGAUACAAACGGAUUUCCCAUCAAGUUCUCAAGUACCUGAAAAGGGCUUAACAAAUAAUGUGGAGUCCAAAUCACAAUCAAACAUCAUCUCAUGCAUUUCCUUGCCAGGAAGUGUUACUGAUAAUAUAGAGGAGGUACAAGCUCAUUCAUCAAAAAAUACAGUCAUGGACGAGGAAAUCAGACAUGGUUAUCCAAAUUCUCCUGGACAGUUGUUUCCUGACAUUCAGAUGGAUGGAUACCAAUCCAAAGAAGAGCUAUUUUACAUUCCCUAUAGAUUAGCUAAAGUAUAUGUUACCAAGAUUGCAAAAGACAUGCACCAGAUGAAAGUCAGAUAUGUGAAAGUUAUCAAAGAGCUGGAGCAUGUUGGGAAAAAAAGCCAGGAGCAAGCCAUAAUGUCAGUGAAAAACCAAUACAGCGACAAAAUAAAGCACCUGAGAGCUUCUUUGGAAGCCUAUCAAGAAAUGGUAGGAAAAGAAAAGCUAUGCUGGCAAGACACAAGAAAGAAAUUGGAAGAAGAAAAUAGGAAGCUGAGAGAGGAAAAGGAGGACCUCAUGAAUCAGCUCCAAGUGCAAGAUAUGAAUGCAGACAAAGAAAAGGAAGUACAGAAUCAGUCUUGGCUCUUAAAAAGUAUUAUGCAGAAGCUACAUUGUCUGUAUACCGAGCAUAAUUUAACUAUCAAGGAACUUCAGAGAAGUAGACUGGACCUUGAAAAAGUGCAGAAAAUGGUAACUGAAAAUAGAGAAAGAGAGAAGAAUGCAAGAGAAACUAAAUCUGACACUAUAGCACAGAAUGGACAAGAUUGCUUUGUGGUAGAUAUAGAAGAACCACAAGAUUAUUUAUCAGAAGAGAAAUUUCUGUUGGCAAUUAAAGCCAAUCUGGAACAGGUCAAAUCAUCCUUACAGAAACGAGAGACAGAGCUGAAGGACCUUCUACAAAGUAAACACUGGUGUAGCCCUCAACUUCUAGAAACAUGAAUGACACCGUGAGUGGAGAAAGAUCCUUGAAAAUUAGAAGCCUUUGGCUCAACUUCUUCCCUACAACCAAUGCUAAUUCGAAUCAACCAUGGAGAAAAAAGAACACCAUAAAACUGUGCCCUCCAUUCCCACUCCCUGCAACCUGCCAAGAAUGAUACCAUGUUGUUACAUCAAGGAAGACAAAGAUGAUAGCACAUCAAGUGUAACUAAUGCUGUCUUUCUGCUGGGUCCCAAUCUGAAACCUAACUGAAAAGAAUCCAGAUAAUCCACUUCCUCCAGGAAUGUCUGUAACCACAAGCCAAUCACAUUUUGAAGUGAGUUAGGCCAUGUUCAGUUGCAAUCCCAGUACUGUACAAGUAGACCUCGACUUACGACUGCAAUUGAGCCCAAAAUUUAUGUUGUUAAGUGAGACAUUUGUUAAGUAAGUUUUGCCCCAUUUUAUGACCUUUCUAGCCACAAUUGUUAAGU
Crotalus tigris (Tiger rattlesnake) is the source of this 1634-nucleotide messenger RNA. RefSeq lists its product as uncharacterized. The record is from RefSeq and is a predicted model, not a curated record. NCBI's taxonomy places the organism in Eukaryota, Metazoa, Chordata, Lepidosauria, Squamata, Viperidae. Bases 78 to 1166 code for a protein of 362 amino acids. The transcript is spliced from 12 exons.